Messenger RNA from Erpetoichthys calabaricus (reedfish), 401 nucleotides. RefSeq names its product cytochrome b-c1 complex subunit 8 (gene uqcrq). Gene Ontology annotation, biological process: mitochondrial electron transport, ubiquinol to cytochrome c. The coding region runs from base 96 to 344 and encodes 82 amino acids. Lineage: Eukaryota; Metazoa; Chordata; Cladistia; Polypteriformes; Polypteridae. The record is from RefSeq and is a predicted model, not a curated record. The transcript has 3 exons.
UGCGCCGGAAGUGUUUCUAGAAGUGAGGAAGUGAAGUUACGUCUACCGCCAUUAAUCAUUGAUCCUGCUGCAGAGGCCAUCUUCCAAAAGAGAAAAUGGGUCGACAUUUUGGAGAGCUAGCCAGAAUCAGACAUGUGAUUACUUAUACCUUAUCUCCGUUUGAACAGAGAGCAUUUGCAAACUACUUCUCUAAGGGCAUUCCUAAUGUGUGGAGACGGUUCAGUUCUCAGGUGUUAGUAGUGGCUCCACCUCUUGUGGCUGCAUAUUUUACUUACACUUGGGGAACCCGUGUGAAUCAGCAGCUGAAGCGCAAGAAUCCUGCAGACUAUGUGAAUGACGAAUAAUGUUCCUAAGUGACAAUGGUUUAUGCAUAAUUGAAAUAAAAUAUUUAUUCAGAUUGA